Messenger RNA from Salarias fasciatus (jewelled blenny), 4064 nucleotides. Its product is annotated as AMP deaminase 3-like. Gene Ontology annotation, cellular component: cytosol. NCBI's taxonomy places the organism in Eukaryota, Metazoa, Chordata, Actinopteri, Blenniiformes, Blenniidae. Gene Ontology annotation, molecular function: AMP deaminase activity. Gene Ontology annotation, biological process: IMP salvage; AMP metabolic process. The record is from RefSeq and is a predicted model, not a curated record.
UCAGCGCGGCGCUGCCCUAUAAGGAGCUGCUGCCGGCCGCUGAACUCUGCACGCAUCUUAGACAAACAAGCCCAAGCUUCCUGUAUCACACUCACACACAGCACUUCCUGAAAGUCCCGGAGUGUGUCAGAGCACUGCGAAGAGUGACCCGGCUGCUCGCACUCCCCGUCUGCACUCGCAGGAGCUUUUACUGCGUGUCAGCCUGAAAACAAUCCAUCAGAAUGAGCCGGAGGGGGUCCCUGUGCAAGCAGCAGUCCACGCCCUGCUUAGGGAGGGAAAUGCCGCGACAUUUCCCAGAAUGUCGAUGAGUGAAGUGGACGAGAAGGUGCGCCUGAUAGCGGAGAAGGUGUACGCCUCCGCCCUGAAGGAGGAAGACACCAAGGACGCCAUGGCGCUGUUCAGCGUGCGCGAGGACUGUCCCAUCGGGCUGCACGAGGACCGCGAGAGGGCGCUGCAGAAGGAGAUGGCCGAGCAGCAGUCCCAGGAGUCCGCCAAGAAGAAGAAGAGCUUCAUGCUGAAGCGCUCACAGUCCGUGUCCAUGUCUGUGGACGGCUUUCCCUCCGCGCUCUCUCCACUGCCUGCCGACGGCGGCCUUCCGGAAACCGUCCCCGAGUUUCAGAGAGUCACCAUCAGUGGAGAUUACUGUGCAGGGAUCACGGUGGAGGAUUAUGAGCAGGCAGCUAAAAGUCUGCUGAAGGCCCUCUUCAUCCGAGAGAAGUACUCCAGGCUGGCGUACCACCGCUUCCCCAGGACCAUCGCUCGCUUCCUCCGCGAUGCCGAGAAUGAGAAGUGGCAGGAAGAGGACGAGGUCCUACCAGACAUCAGCCCUUGUCCUCAGGAGGGGCAGGACCCGUACUCCAUGGAGGGCAUUCCUGAGGACCUGAACUACGAGCUGCAGAUGAAGGACGGCAUCGUGCACGUCUAUGAGGAUGCAGAAGCUCUGACACAGCAGCGGCCACACAGCCUGCCCUACCCCGACCUCGAGACCUUCGCCAUCGACCUGAGUCACGUUCUGGCCAUGAUAGCUGACGGCCCCACGAAAACCUACUGUCACAGACGGCUCAACUUCCUGGCCUCCAAAUUCUACCUUCAUGAAAUGCUGAACGAAAUGGCCGAGUUGAAGGAGCUGAAGGGCGUUCCUCACCGAGACUUCUACAACGUUAGAAAGGUGGACACACACAUCCACGCUGCAGCCUGUAUGAACCAGAAACACCUCCUGAAGUUCAUAAAGACCUCCUUCCAAACCGAGGCCGACCGCGUCAUCCUGGAGAAAGGCGGUCGGAAAGUCACGCUGGGGGAGGUCUUCGAGAACCUGCACAUGGACCCCUACGACCUGACCGUGGACUCACUGGACGUGCACGCCGGAAGACAGACAUUUCACCGCUUUGACAAGUUCAACUCCAAGUACAAUCCAGUGGGAGCCAGCGAGCUGCGAGAGAUCUACCUGAAGACGGACAACUACAUCCAAGGAGAAUACUUCGCACGUCUCAUCAAGGAAGUGGCCAAAGAGCUGGAGGAGAGUAAAUACCAGCACGCCGAGCCUCGUCUGUCCAUUUACGGCCGCUCCACCAGCGAGUGGGAGAGCUUGUCCUCCUGGUUCAUCCGGCAUAAGGUGCACUCACCCAACAUGAGAUGGAUGAUCCAAGUGCCCAGGAUCUAUGACAUCUUCAGGUCAAAGAAAUUAGUGCCAAACUUCGCAAAGAUGCUGGAGAACAUUUUCCUUCCCCUGUUUGAGGCUACAGUGAACCCACAGAAGCACAAGAGCAUCCACGUCUUCCUGAAAUACGUGACCGGAUUCGACAGCGUGGACGAUGAGUCCAAACACAGCGACCAUCUGUUCUCUUACAAAAGCCCAAAACCUGAAGCGUGGACCACCGACGACAACCCCCCCUACACCUACUACCUGUUCUACAUGUACGCCAACAUCAUGGUGCUCAACAACCUGCGCAAGGAGCGAGGCCUGAACACCUUCCAGUUUCGUCCCCACUGCGGCGAGGCCGGCUCCAUCACCCACCUGGUGUCUGCUUUCCUCACGGCCGACAACAUCUCCCACGGACUCAACCUCAAGAAGAGUCCAGUGCUGCAGUACCUGUACUACCUGGCCCAGGUGCCCAUCGCCAUGUCUCCUCUGAGCAACAACAGCCUGUUCCUGCAGUACUCCAAGAACCCGCUGCGAGAGUUCCUGCAGAAAGGCCUGUGUGUGUCCCUGUCCACCGACGAUCCCAUGCAGUUCCACUACACCAAGGAGGCCCUGAUGGAGGAGUACGCCAUCGCAGCCCAGCUGUGGAAGCUCAGUACUUGUGAUCUGUGUGAGAUUGCCAGGAACAGCGUCCUGCAGAGCGGUCUGUCACACCAGGAGAAGAAACACUUCAUCGGAGCCAACUACCUUCAAGAUGGACCAGAGGGCAACGACAUCCGGCGGACCAACGUGGCACAGAUCCGCAUGGCGUACCGUCACGAGACUCUACGCAACGAACUCAGUUUUCUGGUGGACGCUGUGAAAACGGAGUUCAACCAGAGCGGAGCCAGUAACUGAGAAGCAGAAACCUCACUGGGCCCCCCGGCCACAUGAGGCACUACAGGCCCCCUAUGGAGGCCCUUUCGGCCCCCUAUGGAGGCCCUGUAGGUCCCUCUAUGGAGGCUCUGCAGCCCCCCAUGGACGCUCAGCCUUUCUGUGGACUUCUCAGUGGAGGCUGUCUUGCCCCUCAGUGGAGACCCUGCAGGCCCUUCUGUGGAAGUCCUGUGGGCCCCUCUGUAGAACCUCUGUCAGCCCCCCCAUGGAGACCCUGCAGCCCCCCUAUGGAGACUCUGUUGACCCCUCAGUGGAGGCUCUAUUGCCCCACUGUAGAGGCCCUGAAUGUCCCUCUAUGGACACCCUGUAGGCCCCUCUUUUCGAGCUCUGCAGGCCCCUUGUGGAGGCUCUACUGCCCCUCUGUGGGCAUUAGGCCUCUGGAGGCCCGUCUUCACAAAAUUCUAUGGAAAGAAAGGAUUUUUAUAAUUUUUGUCUUUCAGACAAAGGCUGAAGGCGACAGGUUUGACGCUCUGCAGGAGACAGUUUGAUAGUUUCACCAAAAUGUUUCAGUGCAGCGUCUCUCUGAAAGUCAGCCUAAAGUAACAGUAAUAAUUUUAAAAAAAGAAGCUAAAAUAGCUGGGGAAGGUAAGUCCUCCGUCAGUGGAUGAGCUGUGUUCUAUUUUUCAGGUUUAAUAGUUACAUUAUGUUUGAUGAAAAGUUUUCAGACUUCUGGGUUUUUUCUACAUUUUUAUCAGGUUUUUUUUUUCAUUCUGAUUUAUUUCGGUGUUGUUUCAGGCUGAUGGUGCUGUUGUUCUGCUGUGUCCUAUACAAACUUGACUUUCAGACUGUCGUACAUAAGAACUUUUAUCGUUUUAUUUUACUAAACUGGGUGUUCAUUCAACAGCCUUAAAAAGAAAGAUGACUGAUCUAUUGAAAAAAAGUAGAGUAAAUAUAAUUAAUCCAAAUAAAUGAAGAAUAAAAUGUGUUUCCUAAAGCGUGGCCCACGACACACUUGUCUUUAUCUCACAAGCCAACUGCCCCACUGAUUGUACUGAAGUUGGGCUGAGGUAGAAUUAAGCAAGUUCAUGAAAAACUUUCAAUAUUCAAUUGUCUAGAUAAAUUUAGUUUCACUGAAAAUAAUUUGGAGAUAUUUUUGAUAUAAAAUUCUCUUUUAAACAUAUGUGCUUUUCGAUGUAGAAUAUGGUUUCACAUUGGGGGGCGUGUCUCGCAAUAACCUCUACAGACGACGUUUGAGUGUGAACCAGACUUUACUUGAUUUUCUACCUGGUGUAUUUUAUAUGAUAACUGCAUGUUUUAAUUACAUCAACAUGCAGCAGUGAUGUGAAGAAUUCAGUUUCUCGGAAAUUCAUUUUGGUACCAUGUUGUGUUUUUUGGUUUUCUUGUGUGAUAUUCCUGUUUUCUAAAAAAUGUCUGCAGCAGCAAUUUCCUAAAGAUGACCUGCUGUUAUUAAAACACUCCUGUUCGAAUGAGGCCUCAAGUUCGACGUGUGUAUUCAGACAACAACUAAUAAAAUGUUUUUUACAUCUUCUCA